Molecule: messenger RNA, 4727 nt
Organism: Nyctereutes procyonoides (raccoon dog)
Lineage: Eukaryota; Metazoa; Chordata; Mammalia; Carnivora; Canidae
Gene: ADCY5
Product: adenylate cyclase 5
Exons: 21
Coding region: 283-4083 (1266 amino acids)
Biological process (GO): adenylate cyclase-activating G protein-coupled receptor signaling pathway; cAMP biosynthetic process; intracellular signal transduction
Cellular component (GO): plasma membrane
Molecular function (GO): adenylate cyclase activity
Source: RefSeq, a predicted model, not a curated record
CCGCCCCAGCCCGGGGCCGACUCCACCUCCCGGGGCUCCGCGCGGCCGCCGCUUCCCACCGCGGGGCUGUGCCUGCCCGCGCCGGCCCGCCUGCUGCUGCCCUCGGCCUCGCCGCUCAGGACGGGGCUGCCGAGAUGCCCCGCCGCGGCGCAGGGCCCCGGGCCGCCCCCGACGUGUGACCCCAGCCUGGUGCCCCUGCUCGGCCGCCCGCCGUCCCCCGGGAGACCCCCGGCGCGGCCCGCGGGGGCGGAGGAAGACGACGACGACCAGGUCGCGGGGGGCAUGUCCGGGCCCCGGAGCGCGAGCCCCCCGGGCUGCGCGGCGACCCGGGGGGGCCCGGAGCACCGCGCGGCGUGGGGGGAGGCGGAGGCCCGCGCCAACGGCCACCCGCACGCCGCCGGGGGCGCGACCCGCGGCUGCAGCAAGAAGCCCGGGGGGGCGGUGACCCCGCAGCUGCAGCAGCAGCAGCAGCACGAGCAGCAGCAGCACGAGCAGCAGCAGCACGAGCAGCAGCAGCAUGUGCAGCAGCAGCGCCUGGCCAAGCGCUGGCGCGGCGACGACGACCCCCCGCUGGGCGGCGACGACCCCCUGGCCGGGGGCUUCGGCUUCAGCUUCCGCUCCAGGUCGGCCUGGCAGGAGCGCGGCGGCGACGACUGCGGGCGCGGCAGCCGGCGGCGGCGGCGGGGCGCGGCGGGCGGGGGCAGCUCCCGGGCGCCCCCUGCGGGCGGCGGCGGCGGCCCGGCGGCGGCGGGCGGGGCGGAGGUGCGCCCCCGCUCGGUGGAGCUGGGCCUGGACGAGCGGCGGGGCCGGGGCCGCGCGGAGCCCGAGCCCGAGCCCGAGCCCGAGCCCGAGGCCGGCGCCCCCGGGGGCGACCGCGGGGCCCCGGACGGCGACGGCCCCGCGGGGCCGGGCGCCUGCUGCCGCGCGCUGCUGCAGAUCUUCCGCUCCAAGAAGUUCCCGUCGGACAAGCUGGAGCGGCUGUACCAGCGCUACUUCUUCCGCCUGAACCAGAGCAGCCUCACCAUGCUCAUGGCCGUGCUGGUGCUCGUGUGCCUCGUGAUGCUGGCCUUCCACGCGGCGCGGCCCCCGCUGCGGCUGCCCCACCUGGCCGUGCUGGCGGCCGCGGUCGGGGUCAUCCUGGUCAUGGCCGUGCUCUGCAACCGCGCCGCCUUCCACCAGGACCACAUGGGCCUGGCCUGCUACGCGCUCAUCGCCGUGGUGCUGGCGGUGCAGGUGGUGGGCCUGCUGCUGCCCCAGCCGCGCAGCGCCUCCGAGGGCAUCUGGUGGACCGUGUUCUUCAUCUACACCAUCUACACGCUGCUGCCCGUGCGCAUGCGGGCCGCCGUCCUCAGCGGAGUGCUCCUGUCGGCCGUGCACCUGGCCAUCGCCCUGCGCGCCAACGCCCAGGACCGGUUCCUGCUCAAGCAGCUCGUCUCCAAUGUCCUCAUUUUCUCCUGCACCAACAUCGUGGGUGUCUGUACCCACUACCCGGCUGAGGUCUCCCAGAGACAGGCCUUCCAAGAGACCCGGGAAUGCAUCCAGGCACGGCUCCACUCGCAACGGGAGAACCAGCAACAGGAGCGGCUCCUGCUGUCUGUCCUGCCCCGUCACGUUGCCAUGGAGAUGAAAGCAGACAUCAAUGCCAAGCAGGAGGAUAUGAUGUUCCAUAAGAUUUACAUCCAGAAACAUGACAACGUGAGCAUCCUGUUUGCUGACAUCGAGGGCUUCACCAGCCUGGCAUCCCAGUGCACUGCCCAGGAGCUGGUCAUGACGCUCAAUGAGCUCUUCGCCCGCUUCGACAAGCUGGCUGCGGAGAAUCACUGUUUACGUAUUAAGAUCCUGGGGGAUUGUUAUUACUGUGUCUCUGGGCUGCCCGAAGCGAGGGCCGACCACGCCCACUGCUGCGUGGAGAUGGGCAUGGACAUGAUUGAGGCCAUCUCGUUGGUCCGGGAGGUGACAGGGGUGAACGUGAACAUGCGCGUGGGAAUUCACAGUGGGCGAGUACACUGCGGUGUCCUUGGUCUCAGGAAGUGGCAGUUCGACGUCUGGUCUAAUGACGUCACGCUGGCCAACCAUAUGGAAGCUGGAGGCAAGGCUGGGCGCAUCCACAUCACCAAGGCCACACUCAGCUACUUGAACGGUGACUACGAGGUGGAGCCAGGCUGCGGGGGCGAGCGCAACGCCUACCUCAAGGAGCACAGUAUCGAGACCUUCCUCAUCCUGCGCUGCACCCAGAAGCGGAAAGAAGAAAAGGCCAUGAUCGCCAAGAUGAAUCGCCAGAGAACCAACUCCAUUGGGCACAACCCGCCCCACUGGGGGGCCGAACGUCCCUUCUACAACCACCUAGGGGGCAACCAGGUGUCCAAGGAGAUGAAGCGCAUGGGCUUCGAAGACCCCAAGGACAAGAACGCCCAGGAAAGUGCGAACCCUGAGGAUGAAGUGGAUGAAUUUCUGGGCCGCGCCAUUGACGCCAGGAGCAUCGAUAGGCUGCGGUCGGAGCACGUCCGCAAGUUCCUCCUGACCUUCAGGGAGCCUGACUUAGAAAAGAAGUACUCCAAGCAGGUGGAUGACCGAUUCGGUGCCUACGUGGCAUGUGCCUCGCUUGUCUUCCUCUUCAUCUGCUUUGUCCAGAUCACCAUCGUACCCCACUCCGUGUUCAUGUUGAGUUUCUACUUGACCUGUUUCCUGCUGCUGACGUUGGUGGUAUUUGUGUCCGUGAUCUAUUCCUGCGUGAAGCUCUUCCCGGCCCCGCUCCAGAGCCUCUCGAGGAAGAUCGUGCGCUCCAAGACCAACAGCACCCUGGUCGGGGUGUUCACCAUCACCCUGGUGUUCCUGUCGGCUUUCGUCAACAUGUUCAUGUGUAACUCCGAGGACCUGUUGGGCUGCCUGGCGGACGAGCACAACAUCAGCACCAGCCGGGUCAAUGCGUGCCACGUGGCGGCGUCGGCGGCCAACCUCAGCCUGGGCGACGAGCAGGGCUUCUGCGGCAGCCCCUGGCCCAGCUGCAACUUCCCUGAGUACUUCACCUACAGCGUGCUGCUCAGCCUGCUGGCCUGCUCCGUGUUCCUGCAGAUCAGCUGCAUUGGGAAGCUGGUGCUCAUGCUGGCCAUUGAGCUCAUAUACGUGCUCAUCGUCGAGGUGCCCCGGGUCACACUGUUUGACAACGCUGACCUGCUGGUCACCGCCAAUGCCAUAGACUUCAACAACAACAACGGGACCUCGCAGUGCCCUGAGCACGCGACCAAGGUGGCGCUGAAGGUGGUGACGCCCAUCAUCAUCUCCGUCUUCGUGCUGGCCCUGUACCUGCAUGCCCAGCAAGUGGAGUCCACCGCCCGCCUGGACUUCCUCUGGAAACUGCAGGCCACGGAGGAGAAGGAGGAGAUGGAGGAGCUGCAGGCCUACAACCGGCGGCUGCUGCACAACAUCCUGCCCAAGGACGUGGCUGCCCACUUCCUGGCCCGCGAGCGACGCAACGACGAGCUCUACUACCAGUCGUGCGAGUGCGUGGCUGUCAUGUUCGCCUCCAUCGCCAACUUCUCCGAGUUCUACGUGGAGCUUGAGGCCAACAAUGAGGGUGUCGAGUGCCUGCGGCUGCUCAAUGAGAUCAUCGCUGACUUUGAUGAGAUCAUCAGUGAGGAUCGGUUCAGGCAGCUGGAGAAGAUCAAGACCAUUGGCAGCACCUACAUGGCCGCCUCAGGCCUCAAUGACUCUACAUACGACAAGGUGGGCAAGACCCACAUCAAAGCCCUGGCUGACUUUGCCAUGAAGCUCAUGGACCAAAUGAAGUACAUCAAUGAGCACUCCUUCAACAACUUUCAGAUGAAGAUCGGGCUCAACAUCGGCCCCGUGGUGGCCGGGGUGAUCGGGGCUCGCAAGCCUCAGUACGACAUCUGGGGCAAUACGGUGAACGUGGCCAGCCGCAUGGACAGCACCGGCGUGCCGGACCGCAUCCAGGUCACCACGGACAUGUACCAGGUGUUGGCUGCCAACACGUACCAGCUGGAGUGCAGGGGUGUGGUCAAGGUCAAGGGCAAAGGCGAGAUGAUGACCUACUUCCUCAACGGUGGGCCCCCGCUCAGUUAGCAGCUGCCAACUGGUGAUGCCAGGCCGCCUGGCCUCCUGAGAAACGGAAAUGGCUUCUUUGUGUGCCGGUGGGCAGGUGGAAGCCUGCGCUCUAGCCCGUGUGGCCGCGCCGGUGAGAUUUUCCACUUUGACUCCAGAAGCAGCUUCUGCCUUUGUGGGCAGGCCCCAGGCCCUGGGGUGCCAGCGUCCUGCGAGCACCAAGCUGACCAAAGAUGUUUCCUCCGUAGAAGACUCCGCCAGGCGUGAUCUGAGUCUCGAGUUUUCUAACGGGUGCUGCUACUGCACGGGUAGAAAGGAGCUGCUGGAGCUCUGGCAGCGUGUGGUAGCCAGGCGUGCGGCGACAGGGCUGACGGGGAGGCCUCAGCCUGGGGGACCCAGGGCCCCGCUUUCCUGUGUGAGCAUUUCAGCUUCCGCCAGAGGCCACGGCCCCUACCCCACGGAGGGGCUUCUGGCGGGAGUGCUGGCUGUGGAGGGGCUGCGGCCUUCUCCGCAGUCCCCCUCCUGCACCCGCACACGUAGACGAUGCCUCGUUGAGGGGAACGGAACGAAGUGCGAGGGGGAGGUGAGAGGACUUGAGGCACGGAGGGGUGGUUCUGAGAAAAAGAAUAUUUAUUAAAUAAAACAACUUUCUGUGCCCUUCUUUA